Messenger RNA from Manis javanica (Malayan pangolin), 492 nucleotides. RefSeq names its product ribosomal biogenesis factor (gene RBIS). Gene Ontology annotation, cellular component: nucleolus. NCBI's taxonomy places the organism in Eukaryota, Metazoa, Chordata, Mammalia, Pholidota, Manidae. Gene Ontology annotation, biological process: ribosome biogenesis. The record is from RefSeq and is a predicted model, not a curated record.
CCACGACCUGUAAGGAAUUUUGACUGGCUCCUCACCCCGGAACUUCCUGAAUCCUUUGCGAGCCGGCGGCGUCCCCAGAAGUUGGAACAGCCGCUGGAGGGUAUCGGAGGUCUGACAAUGGCCAGGAGCAAACUAAGAGGUCAGAAGUCAAGGAAUGUAUUUCACAUAGCCAGCCAGAAAACCUUUAAGACUAAAAACAAAGCAAAACCAGUUACCACUAAUCUUAAGAAGAUAAACAUUGUGAAUGCUGAAAAAGUUCACAGAAUGAAUAAAGCUUUUAUAGACAUACAAAAGGAACUCGCACAUUUCUCAAAAGGCCUUUCUCUUGAACCUGUGCAGAAGCAGGUGAUUUCUCAGCAGUGUCCAGAAAAUGAACCAGUUAAUGUUGAUGAAGCUACAAGAUUAAUGGCUCAGUUAUAAUACACGGUGAUGCAUCAAAUUCCCCAAAAAGACCAACAAAUUAAAUGUUUUAUACAGUUUUAUUUUUAAAAA